AUGACAUCACUUAUUGAAGGAUAUUUAAAGGACACCGGUGUUGACUAUUUGACCGACAAGUGGAAUGAAGUAGCUCAUGAUAAACUUUUCAAGAUUAAAGAUCCAUUUUAUGAACCAAACAGCAGAAAAAGACUUAAAUUACCACCAAAUGCUACUAAAAAACAACAAAAAUUUUGGAAAAAUUGUCAAAUGAAAGCAUGGCGUGAUGACAAAUGUUUUCUUUCCUGUUGUGGUUGCUUUAGUUUUGGUUCAUGUGGGAUUGGAAUGUGCCCCUUGUUGAUAUUAAUUCCUGGAAUUGGAUCUGCAUUAAUGUAUUAUAUUCACAUGAAAUUAAUCACCAAAGUCCAAAGGGAAAUGCCUGAAUUGUUAACUUCCAAGCAAAUUGCAAAGAUGCACAGUAAUAUUACAUUUGAUUUAUUGCUUUCUUUAGCCCCUGUUAUAGGCUCUUUUUUCACUUGGCUGAAUGGUUGCUCUACAAGAAAUAUUAUCAUAAUUUACCAAACAUUGUGUGCGGAAAUAUGUAGAACAGACUCUACAAUUGGUAAUACGGGCAAAAAUGGACACACAGGUGGUACAAAUGGUACUUAUAAAGGCUCUAACAACGGCACUUCUAUGAACUACAACAACAAUAUUCACAAUAAUAUGAACAAUGUUAAUUCUCCUGACACUCUGUUAAAUAGCAACCAAAGCAUUGAACUAGAAAGUCUUGAAUUAAGUCCUGCUCAGCAACAAAAGAUUAUGAGGGUACCACAAAGAGCAGGAACUAAACCACAGGGAACACCAUCUCCAUUAUCCUAUUAG
This is a messenger RNA of Saccharomycodes ludwigii, 801 nucleotides long. RefSeq lists its product as uncharacterized. Lineage: Eukaryota; Fungi; Ascomycota; Saccharomycetes; Saccharomycodales; Saccharomycodaceae. Bases 1 to 801 code for a protein of 266 amino acids. The transcript has a single exon. The record is from RefSeq and is a predicted model, not a curated record.